AUGGCUCUAAAAAUAACCCAACAACCGUCAAUUGAUUUAGACCCCUGUGGGGACUUCGACGCCGAGCAAGCUGAAAGGAAUUCGCAGGGGAAGCCAGUUCAUCCUGAAAUUCCGAAAAGGAACAUCUGCUGUAUUAUCCAUAUUGUGAAUCACCAGCAGUGCGCGUCUGAGCAAACUCAAGAAAGUCUCGCACUCGCGACAUGCCGAGAGGCGACCAUUAAAAGCACAAUGGUGUCGAGGUAA
Molecule: messenger RNA, 243 nt
Organism: Opisthorchis viverrini
Lineage: Eukaryota; Metazoa; Platyhelminthes; Trematoda; Opisthorchiida; Opisthorchiidae
Exons: 3
Coding region: 1-243 (80 amino acids)
Source: RefSeq, a predicted model, not a curated record